AUGUCGGUGGUGGCCGCGCGGCGUUCUAUUGAAUAUUACAUGAGCGGAACGCGCAAUGUGGCAGACGCGUUGAAACCUCUCGGAGGCGGAUCUCGCCGAGACGCCAUGGAAAGUUACAAAACGAGCGACACGCCAACAUGUUUCGAAUUCGUUCGGUCGCGGCACGGGACUUGGCGGUUCGCUCGUAAUGGCCGUGACCUCUUCUCCGGGAGAUAUCGGAGUGACCGCUCCGCCCCCGCCCCCCUCCUCGCCCCUCCAUCGCUUUCUUCUGACCCGCUUUUCAUAAACAAUACUUCGGCAGCCGCACCGCCCAAGAGAGCGUCCGUCCGUGGCAGCGGCGGCUCUAUCCGCGCAUCUGUCUCCCCGCCGCGACACACUCGGUUCGCGGCGCGUGCGCCCGUAGAGAGUGACGCCUCAUCGGAGGGCGCGCACGAAUUCCCGCGAAAAGGCCGGCUGCAACGGGAUCCGCUGAAGCGAGAGCGAGACGUGCGACUGUUGUGUCGAGUUUUUACAACGGGCGAUACGUUGACGACGCGCCGCGGUGCCGUUUUCAGCGCGUCACGUCUCAAGGACGUUGAACCCCGCGCCUUCAGCGGCCGCGGCCCGCCCGAGGAAUGUCAGCGCGGUUCAUUACCGCCGACGAGAAGACGACCCGCCGGGACACAGUAUAGC
This is a messenger RNA of Iphiclides podalirius (scarce swallowtail), 672 nucleotides long. The record is from the annotation of a GenBank genome assembly. NCBI's taxonomy places the organism in Eukaryota, Metazoa, Arthropoda, Insecta, Lepidoptera, Papilionidae.